GUUGAACAUGAAGUUUGUCGAGGUGUCGUCGACGACGUCGCGUGAAGUCCUAAGGCAACUCGCCGAGGUGGAAUCGAGAUCGUUUUCGACGUACGAAAGCCUUGGCGAGCGCAUCGCGAACGAGGCAGAGAAACCGGGCCAUGUCCUACUCGUGGCGGUGGAUGGCGAGUCCGUUUGUGGCUACGUGCUAUUCUCGUCAAACUCUGUCGCGGGUCGCAUUGUAAAAGUUGCGGUCGACCCUUCAAAGCGAAGACAGGGUGUCGGUCGAAGUCUCAUGCAGGAAGCCAUUGGUCGUCUGCAUCGGUCUAUGAGUGUGUCCCUGCAUGUGUCUGUGAAACGAAGCGCCGCCCUCCGUCUCUAUCAAUCACUGGGAUUUGAUAUCCAAGAGACUCGACAAGACUACUAUCAAUUGGGCGAUCAUGCAUACUACAUGGAACUGCAGCUAUGACGACGAAUGCGUUAUCGUUAGAUGGUUACGGUCGCGCCGUCAAAGCUCGAUGCAUUCACUGCCAAGCCUGGAUCUACGUCCAACUCGUUCAGAAUGUAAACACAUCAAGUGCGAUGUAGAUACAGCCUGCA
Messenger RNA from Aphanomyces astaci, 579 nucleotides. RefSeq lists its product as hypothetical. The record is from RefSeq and is a predicted model, not a curated record. Bases 8 to 448 code for a protein of 146 amino acids. The transcript has 5 exons. Lineage: Eukaryota; Oomycota; Saprolegniomycetes; Saprolegniales; Verrucalvaceae. Gene Ontology annotation, molecular function: acyltransferase activity, transferring groups other than amino-acyl groups.